CCGGCUUCAGUCAACAAUGUCCGCAGGACUGCCGAAGCGCAUUCUCAAGGAAACGGAGCGGCUCAUGUCCGACUCGCCGCCCGGCAUCACUGCCGCGCCGCACGACGACAACCUCCGCUACUUUGACGUCACAAUAGCCGGCCCCGACCAGUCGCCGUACGAGGGCGGUGUAUUCAAGCUCGAGCUUUUCCUGCCGGAGGAGUACCCCAUGAACCCUCCAAAGGUCCGCUUCCUCACAAAGAUUUACCACCCCAACAUUGACAAGCUUGGGCGCAUCUGCCUUGAUAUCCUCAAGGACAAGUGGUCGCCUGCUCUCCAGAUCCGCACUGUCCUCCUUUCUAUCCAGGCGCUCCUCGGCGCGCCAAACCCCGACGACCCGCUUGCCAAUGACGUCGCCCAGGCGUGGAAGGAGAACGAGAAGGCUGCUAUCGCCGAGGCCCAGCAGUGGACUCGCAAGUGGGCAUGCUAGACCCGAUUCCAUGGUAGAUAGAGAUGCUUCCCAUUAGAAGCAAGAGCCUUUUCUCAACGGUCAUGUCAGACAUCUUUGUAUCUGUGUCAGUGCGGGAGCCAUGUUCGUCACCCCAUGCCUCGUGACACGUAUUUACCAAGCAAACUAUCGGCAUGCAUUGUCCUAACAGCCACGUCUUCAA
Molecule: messenger RNA, 650 nt
Organism: Cutaneotrichosporon oleaginosum
Lineage: Eukaryota; Fungi; Basidiomycota; Tremellomycetes; Trichosporonales; Trichosporonaceae
Biological process (GO): protein K63-linked ubiquitination; DNA damage tolerance
Cellular component (GO): nucleus
Molecular function (GO): ubiquitin conjugating enzyme activity
Source: RefSeq, a predicted model, not a curated record